GGGAGCAGCUUUUAAAGCGAAGUAUGGCGUCGGAGUGAAAGGAAGAAAUGCUCUAAGACAGUCAGGAAAAGAGUCUUUUUCAGAAACAACAAGCAUAAUGGAGAACGUAAGACUCAUUCACUCCGUAGAUAAGUUAAAGCACCUGCGCACUCUUGUAAAACAGGACCUCAAGCAGUUGGGGAUCAAGGUUCCAAAGAGCAAAAGAACCAAGAAAUUAAACCAGUCACGCAACUCCUCACAGGAUGGCAUGCUGGCAGCAGGAAUAUUCGGAAAUUACCUGUCAUUUAUUCCAAGCACCUUUAUACCAGACUGUGGAUUUGUGCCAAAGUUUCUGGUAGAUGCAGCAGAAAUCAUCAGGAAGAACAGUAUGGCUGAGGGAAUAUUCCGCAAGUCGGGUUCCAUUAACAGACAAAAGGAACUGAAGCAACAGAUAGAGGAAGGACAGAAACUUCAGUCUGAGAAUAUGCAUGAUGUAACAGGCCUUAUCAAGCAGUUCUUUCGUGAGCUGCCAGAGCCACUACUUACCAUCACAUACCAUGACUGCUUUGUGCGCACAUAUUACCUUCCACCACCAGACCAGGUAGAAGCCAUGUUGCUGCUGUGCCUGUUGUUGCCACCAGAACACUUAAGCACUUUGCGCUUCACCAUGGGAUUGCUGUCACACCUGUCAGAGCACUAUGAGCACAACAAAAUGGACUGCAGUAACCUGGCUGUUGUGCUGGCUCCCAACAUCAUCCAUGUAAAUAGUCGAAGUCAAAAGAUGAAUGCAACAGAGGAGAAACUUCUACAGGUCCAGACUAGUAUUGUAGAACUGCUUAUUGUCCAUGCGCAACGCAUUGGUGUGGUAUCAGAAAGUUUGUACCAGCGUACCUGUCUCAUGACGGAGUGUUUUGGCACUGAGGAUGAGCUUGAUGGCAGUGAUGAUAAUAUGCUGGAGGACGCUAAGGAGGCCAGGAAGAAGCAACGUAAACGGAGUGGUUCUUUGCAAGGUUUAGUUAGUUCGAUUGGACGAGGUUUGUCCAAAUUACGUCGCAGCACAGAAGGCAAGAACAAUCUAACCACAUCCAGUACUUCCAGUAGUCUGUCCAGUACUUUAAGUGGCCUGCCUGAUGAGCAUGGUCUGACUUCUCAGUUACUCUCUCAGUCACAUACCUUGCCCAAACCAGCAACAAAGGAAUCUGUCCCUACAGGAGUUCUCUCUGUUGCUGUGCCUGCCACUCCUGUGUUACGCAAACGCAAAGCAUCAACAGAUGGGAUUCCAUUUUCCUCUACUAAGAAGAAGGCAAUUUUGGAGCAGCUGCCUUAUUGCUCAGCUCUUGGUGCCACACCUUUCACACCAGCCUCAGCCCGCAGACCUGAACUAGAGAGAGCAAUGCAGGCAGGUGGAGAUACCCCUAGAUUUGCCCUUCCUGACAAACACCAUCUUGAUUUUUCCACCACACCUAACAAUAAUAAUUGGACCGUUCACAAAAGGCUGGGUUUGUUGAGCCCCGCCAGCAGCAAUAAAACUAAAAGAAACAACACCCACCUGUGUCAUAGGUCAGGCAAAGCGAAACAUCUUCUCAAGCGUCUUAGUGGAGUCAAAGAUAAGGAUUUUGCUGGUCCUGAAAGAAAGCGAAAGAUUGGUAAGCACUUGAAAAAUCCUGCCAGUGUGCUUGGCAACAUGGCAGUUUCUGAGAUCACCUCAUCCAUACCUCUUGCAGAAGACUUGCAUCUUCUGUCCUCAUCGAAACUACACGAUGCAUCGACUUCAUCAAACAUAAGUGUACACAAUGCACUAAAUCAAAGUUUUAUUGCUCAUGAUGAUGAAGUUGGGGGCAAGGAUAAAUAUACUGUCUUGAUCUACUCUGAAUCCACAUCUGUACAGUCUGAAUCUGUAGAAACUUGCAGCAGGGUCACCACCGCUGACCCACUUAAAUUACAGGAAGGUGCAGGGAUGCAAUGGCCAGGGUUGACAGAUAGUUUGCUGAGACGUGGGCAGCCUAACACCAUCACUAAUGGGCUGCUAAGGGGUAAACCUGAGAAUCUGAGCAAGCUUCGUCGAAGUUUUGACAAGUCAGAUAUCAGCUGCCUAAUACCUGCUACAGUUCCUAGUGUGGAGAUGGUGAGUGAUCAAAAGGUUUCUCAUACCACUGACGCCCAAGCCACAAAAGAGGAUGGGUUGCAAGCAGAACACAGAGAGAGUGUAAUAACAUUCACACAUGUAGAGGCUGGAGAGAGUGCCAGAUACCGUAGUGAAUGCAGACGAAACAGGUUUUGUUCCUACAAUGGUUCUCUUGCCUUGAGUGAACCUCAGCAGUCUAGCUUUGGUGAUCGAACAAUGAUAGCUGAAGACUGCUUCGAUUGUGAUGAUUGCAUUGCCAGUCAGAACUUGCUGACAGCAGCUGAUGACAGUUCUGAUUCUGAUACAGAGUCCGAAGCAGGAUUCUCCACUAUAUCUGGUGGGACAGUCAUUCACAACCCAAAGGGACUCGCACUCUCCUGCACUAACCUCCAGUCUGAUGAUGAAGCAUCAGUUCUUAGCUUAGGCUACUGUGGCUCCAGCGUGUCAGUUAAUGCUCCUCCACUACUUCAGCCAUCCACGAGUGUUGAUUACCUCAUCAGCUCUGCUUCAGAAACAUCUGUCAGCAGUCACGUCAGGGUAAUGGAGAGAACAAUUUCCUCAGACAGUGGCAAGGGCUCAAUGCUAGAGAGUGCAACAGCUUUUCCCGACGACCAGUUUUCUUUGCAAGAAAACCUAUCUAAAGUAGACUCCAAGGAAGAAAUAUCAAAGUCAAAGAUGUUAAAAGACAAGGAAAUUUCCAAGUCAGCUGACAACAAUAUUCUCCGCAAGGCUACCAAGUGUGCAUCUGAUGAUAAGCUGCACACCAAGUCUCGAGAAGACUGCCCUCCCAAACGCUCUCACAGUCUGCAUACUGUUGGGUCUGAGAGGCACUUCAAUUUUAUCCCCAAUCUUCAGAUCUCAGCUGAAACUCACAGACUUCUGACCAGGGCUGGUUUUCUUCAGGAUGCAGAAGUUCCUCAUCAUGUUAAAGAUGUUUCUGUCCCACUGAGGUCACCCCAGAAAUCGGGUGGUAUUGCAUUCCACAAGGACAUUUACAGGGCAUCAUGCCGAAGUAUGGACAUAGUGGCAGUGAAUAGAAACAAUCACUCCUGCAGGCGGCAGACUUGUGAGAAAAAAACAGAGAAGUCCCAGGCAGACUUAGUGACACUCAAAAUUUCUAAGAUUGAAUCAUUAGAUAAAAACCACUGCAAAGAAGGACAGGAGCUAGUUUUAGGCCAGGGUUUCAGUCAGAGUGAGCAUAAUGGUCGACCCAAGACUUCCAUUUUGAAGCAUGCUGAAUUCCACCUUCAAAAACACGACAGCAUUGCUCAUAUCAAAGAAACUAAGGCUGGACAUGUUGCAGCUAACAUUCAGGUCAUAAACAGCAUUGAUUACCCCUCAUUAGAUAAGCCAGUCAGAUCUCAACAUUUUUUUACCUCUUUCACUCGCAGGCGUCGCAUGUCUCCAGUCAGGAUACCCACCAUCUUUGCAAAAGAUAACGAAAAAGAAAUACAUUAUCGUGAGCUGGCUCGGAAAGUUUCCAAGCGAAGUCAGGGAGAAGAAACUCUAAUGACCAAAGUUGUUCCAUCAAAUGAUAAAAACCCUUCCAAAAAACUGGUGCUACAUCAGGGAAUAGGUGUUGACGAUGUUCAGUCUCCAGAAACUUGUUCUGAAGAGCUCCAGCAAGCAUCUUUCACUGCUGACUGUGCUGCAAAUUUUAAGUCAUCUAAUAAUGAAAACUGUACCUCUGCAGAUGUCACAAAAGUUAUUAAAAAGUCAGAGCUUAUUUUCAGUCCCCUUGGCAACCCGAACACAGAUUUGAGUGCCUCUCUAAUGGAAUCCAUUGAGGAAGUGAUUACCCCAUGCAGACAUAGACGCCGAAGCCAUAACCUUGGAGAUCGUCGUCCACUUAAUGAGAAGACCAAUCAAGCAGCGCCUUAUGGCAUGCCAGAAACAAAAUGGUCGCCUGAAAAAGAAGCCAGAAAACUCCAGCCUUCAUUCUCAUCUCUAGACAAGCUUUUCAUGGAAAGAGACAGUUGUGUAACUGAGAGCAUCCAUACAGACCCUUUGCAGCUUACCUAGCAUCUUCAGCAUCACCCAGAGCACUACUGAAGCUGAAUAUACUACACCAGUCCUGACACAAGUGCUCUUGCUGCAACCAUUUUAAGUGUGAUAAUGUUUUAUAUAUUUUUUAGACACAAACUGAUGCUUUGUAAUGUGCAUUUUCUUUCAUCACUUGGUAUGUUAAAUUUGUUGAUAGAGGCAAAGACCAUCAUCAAUUGAUUUGGCUUUGAAAGAAGAAAAACAUACCACAGUCUCUUUGCUUUGCUCUAUAGCAAUCUUCUAUAUCUUGAUGUCCUUAUUCUUCCAUUUGACACUGCAACAUUUCUUUUAGCCAGUAUAUAGUUUUAAAUGAAUUUGGAUUCUAGGAAGACCGUCUAGAUGGUCUAUUGUUUGAAAACUGAGUGAUGGAACAAUUUCACAAUUUUUACAGAGGUUAUGUCUCAAUUUUGAAAGAGUCACAACUUAAGUCUCUAAAGAUGGGCUUUGCACUGCUCAUGUAGAGUCUUACUGGAUCUCUGCUUGUUGAGAAGCAUUACUGCAAGGAAAGAUGUUUAGCUUAUCCAUUUUUCGUAAAUGCUGUAUAACUGAACUUGCAGGUACAUGAGGCAAAAGAUAAAAAUAAAAUUUAGAGAGAUAUGCCCUGAACAUGAGGACUCUCCAGCCCUCAGUCAGCUGCUGGUUUGUGACAGUGUCUAUGGGUUAAACGACCUACUUUCUGCAAGAAGAGAGAUUCUCAAGAUAACGCUCUUACAUGCAUCAUAAAUGUUCCAUUUUUCAGUAUAAAACAGUGAGCAUCAAAGGCAAACAUAUUUGCUAGGCAUUAGUUCAUGUAUUUUUGCAGACACUGCACAGCAUUGUUAAACUGCAUCUACUCCAGGCAAACAGCUGUAAAAGUGACAGCUAACAAUAUGUAUUAAUAUCAAAAUGACAGCUUACAAUAUGUAUCAAUAUUCAAGUAAAUUGUAAAACCAGGGGCAGUAGUUAUAAUAAAGCAAGGCCAAGUCAUUGGCUUGGGGCAACAUGGGAAACUCAAGGAAAAGCAUCUUGUUUCCAAAAUUAUAAAGCAAUGUUCAGACCCUGGAAAUAUUGUUUUGCCCCUGGAGCGGUAGCAAAUGUGCCCAGAGAUAAACAUGAAACAGCAUUCGAGGGAUCUUUAUAAUUUUGGAAACAAGACACUUUUUCUUGGGUUCCCCAUGGCAACAACCUGCCCUCACUUCAUAACUACGGCUCCUGAGCUAUACAAAGCUGUAAAAAUUAUUUCAUGUAAUACAUUGAAAGACUCCUUGUCUGAAACUGAGCUGUUACAUUAAAAUGGUUGAAGGCAUAUUUUUUUCAACUUGUUUUUAAUUUAUACUAUUUGUGUUAACGUCUUUAUAUUUUGCACUCAGCAUCAGAUGAUGGAGGCAAAAUGGUUAUAGAAGAAAAACUUAUUAUAUAGCAUAUUUGUGUUUAUUGCUCUUGAAAUGGAAGGUGCCUUACACUUAAGGCUGUCAUUGUUCAGGAAAUGUAGAGAUCACAGAGUUUCGGUGAGAAUGGUAAACGGAUUAAGAAUCUGUGCUUACAUUACCAUUUGGCAGACAUUUACCUUGGACAUUAAAGCAGCACUGCGCUGGCUGCAAUAUUUUGGUGCAUGUGUUCAAAUUAUAUUGUAUGUAAAUAAUGUCUGGUCUCUACACAAAAUUCUGAUGCAAUUAAUCUUUGUAAGAUAUAUUAAGCGAUCAACUUAUUAUCCUUGUAAUCAUUUUACUGGUGAUUUACUCUGUUAAUAUGUAUAUACUUUUAGCUAUAUAGGUGCUGAAAGCAAGACUGAAUUUAUUGCAUGAAAUUUGUUUUCAGAAGAGACUAUUAUAUUCAGCUAGAGCCAGUAUGUGUACUGUAUGUACCUAUUACACACAUUAUAAAAUAGAGCUGCAUUGCAUAUUCAAGCUUAACUAACACUAAAGAAUUUUGCCGAUUGAAAAUGUUUUUGUUAAUAUCUUCAGGUGCCAUGGUUUUUCUUAAAUAGUGGUUCAUGUAAUAAGGAUUGGCUGUCCCAGAUUCAGAUCUUGUUUUGGGCACGUUCUUUUUCUGUAUGUGACAUCUGUUUACAGGGCCGGCUACUUAGCUGGGAUAAUUCAGCCUUAGUUGCCUACUUAGUGAAAACACUAUAUCCCCUCUCUUAAUUAAUGGCUAACAUUUAAAACCAGAAUUUGAAUAGUUAUUCAUUUCUCAAAAACUUUGAUACUUGCAGUUCUGCUGGAAGUAAAGGUAGAACCAUCAGAAGCAAACAAACGGGCCAGGUGGAUGUUAUGAGGCACAGGCUGAACUGCUUUUUUAAAGAGCUUUUUUUAUUACUUUAUGUUAUCCAGGAAGCACCUAAUCUUGUAUUGUGCACAUGACCCUAGACUUUUACUCAAACAGUUAAAUUAAUUUUUCAUUUUCUUUUUAUAUAAAUAAUGCAUACAUCUUUGUCACCUUUGAUACUCAAUGCAACAUCUGCACUGUUAAUAUCGGGGAAGGCGGAAGUUUGUUAACAAGAUUAGCAAACCAUCAAAGUGAUCAUAGAUUUAGUCCAUGUUAAUUUGGAAAAUAACAGGCAACAGGACAUGAUCAUUAAAUAGUCUUAUGUGGAAACGUUUUGUCACUGCCUUAUAAAUCUGAUCAGGACCUGUGAAAUGAUUCUUCCAGUUAGUUACUUAUCAAAGAUAAUUGCUCUCCAAAUUUCUUUUAUAAAACUGAACUGUUUAGUCUGACCAGCAUUAAAUGUUUGGACUCAGGUGUGGUUUUAAGCAAGUGCUUUAUGUCUAGCAGUGCACAGCAACUGACAAAAAUUUUACGGACAUUAGUGCAGGCAUAUUUGGUGGUAGUUUAUAAAGUUCUAAACAACUGUGGUGGACAUAGUUGCAAACAAGUCUAGGGAAGCAGAUAGCCAAGUGGUUAGAAUUCUGGAGUUCAAACUGAGAGGUGUGGUUUGAUAUGGAAGUAGCCAGUUAAUUAAGUUUACUUCUCCCAGUAGACCCAGCUGAAGGCAAUGGGUACCCGAGUCUAAAGAGAGUUGGGGAAGGUCAGCACGGAGGGCACCAGCCUCAUGUAAAACUGGCCCCAGGAAAAGGGAAAGUAUCUAACACUAUUCCCUUACGACCUGAAGAAGGUCGUGGGAUGACCUUUACUGGUUAAGAACUGAAUGGUAAAUGAAAAUUUUUCAACAGUCUGGGUAUCUUAGUUGGUGCAUGGGAUUGCUUUUGAAAUUUAAGCUGUAUCUCCUACUUCGUUUUUUUAAACAAAAAAAGAUAUUUGAUGUUUGGAACAAGCCGAUAAAUUUUACAUAUUGAGUGGUGUAAUCUAAUAUAUACAAUCCUAAUUUGCUCAAUUGGGGGGUUUGGUUGAUAUAUAAUUUAUACACGUGUAUUGCUCAUUGCACAGCAGAUAGUUAUUGAUACUUUUUUCCUUAUAAAAUGAUUGAAGCUUCAUGUUAGUUUCUUAAAAUUAUUGGCCUGUAACACAUCUACAGAUUAAUCUUCAAAAGAUGCAGUUAUUAUUUUGUAUGCUUCAUUUUGUAGUGUGCAUAUAAUACAUAUACAUGUGAACACACAAGGUGUUUCUGAUUGAGGUGGAUGUGUCGGGAUAAUGCUGCUUAACAAUUCAUGAUCAACUAUUUUAGAGUCAUCACAUGCUCUACUAGUGAAAGCUACUGUAGUUUAUCUGCUGUGAGUCUCUAAGGAUUAAAACAGCUCCGCUUUCAUGUCUGCAUAAUAUUUUCACCACACUGCAGCAAAAUGCUAGGUGACUCAAAGACAAUGUUUACAAAUAACUGGUGUUUCACAUUUUUUAUCAUAGCAUGUAAAUAAAUCCUAUUUUUCUUCCACACCUAUGCUGUUGCAGACACACUUUUUACUUAGGAAUAACACAAACUUUCAUACAAACAUAUUUAUGCAGGUACUAAUUAUUUCUCUAAAAGACAUUCCAAAAAAAGAAAUUUAAUUUGCUAUUCACACACUUUGGGGUCAAUUUGUGUAACUUAACAGAUUUUAGUGAUUGUGCAAUGUUCCACUU
Pomacea canaliculata is the source of this 8140-nucleotide messenger RNA. RefSeq lists its product as uncharacterized. The record is from RefSeq and is a predicted model, not a curated record. Bases 98 to 4126 code for a protein of 1342 amino acids. Gene Ontology annotation, biological process: signal transduction. Lineage: Eukaryota; Metazoa; Mollusca; Gastropoda; Architaenioglossa; Ampullariidae. The transcript has 12 exons.